UUUAUCAACUGAAUGUUACUUUCUAUGUUUCAGGGGUCAAUAAAUACCUGGUGAGAUGGGUAACAACGGUGCUGAAGACGUGAAAAUUUGUGGGUUUGAUGAUGCUAAAUGUCCUGAGACCACUGUUGAAAUAAAGAUAAAGACAUUGGACUCGCAGACAUAUACAUUGCGAGUGGAUAAAUGUGUUCCAGUUCCAGCACUGAAGGAACAAAUUGCCACAGUUACUGGUGUCUUGUCAGAACAACAACGGCUCAUAUGCCGGGGAAAAGUGUUGAAGGAUGAUCAGCUCCUUUCAGCUUACCAUGUAGAAGAUGGACACACUUUGCAUUUGGUUGUGAGGCAACCUUCAUCAGAGAGCACCCCUGAUCUUCAAGGGACUGCUUCUGCAUCAAGUUCUGGGCAUAUUCAAGGAAACCGAGUGGGUCCUGGUGUAGUUGUUGGAACGUACAACUUAUCCGAACAUGGAGAUGGAACUUUCCCUGACCUGAAUCGGAUUAUCUCAGCUGUGCUUGGGUCAUUUGGAGUUGCAAGCGUUGGCAACGAGGGGAUUGAUCUCAAUAUCAUCUUGAUGAACAGAGAAGUUGGUAUUGGUAAAUGGAAGUGUUAAUCUGUGAAGGUGUUCGCAUGACAAUAAAAGGAAAAUACCACAUGUUGGAGCAAUUAAUGAGCAUGCUGCAGUACUGUUGUACUUGGAGAUUAGGUCAAUACUUGACGACGCCUUUAUGCGCUUGUGAUAUUUAAGUUGUAGUUAUGUGGAAUGGUUGUACUUUAAUGGACAAUUAUAUAUUUUUUUUGUAAGAAAGUUCAUUUUCACAUCAAAUACAUUUGUACUCUCCAUGUAUAUUAUACAUGUAAUAGAAUCACCUCUAUU
Nicotiana attenuata is the source of this 871-nucleotide messenger RNA. RefSeq names its product large proline-rich protein BAG6-like. Gene Ontology annotation, cellular component: BAT3 complex. Gene Ontology annotation, molecular function: misfolded protein binding; polyubiquitin modification-dependent protein binding. The transcript is spliced from 6 exons. Lineage: Eukaryota; Viridiplantae; Streptophyta; Magnoliopsida; Solanales; Solanaceae. The coding region runs from base 56 to 607 and encodes 183 amino acids. The record is from RefSeq and is a predicted model, not a curated record.